Cornus florida is the source of this 1152-nucleotide messenger RNA. RefSeq names its product L-type lectin-domain containing receptor kinase IX.1-like. Gene Ontology annotation, molecular function: protein kinase activity; ATP binding. Gene Ontology annotation, biological process: protein phosphorylation. The transcript has a single exon. Bases 30 to 1103 code for a protein of 357 amino acids. The record is from RefSeq and is a predicted model, not a curated record. Gene Ontology annotation, cellular component: plasma membrane. NCBI's taxonomy places the organism in Eukaryota, Viridiplantae, Streptophyta, Magnoliopsida, Cornales, Cornaceae.
AAGAUGCAGCAUUUGUCUUUGAUCAAUCCAUGAAUGAUGAAUUCAAGAAGGGUGUCGGACCAAAGAAGUUAUCCUACGGUGAGUUGGCUCAUUCAACAAAUAACUUUGCAGAAGAAGAAAAGCUUGGAGAGGGAGGAUUUGGUGGAGUCUAUAGAGGUUUCUUGAGGGAAUUGGACUCUUAUGUAGCUGUGAAGAGGGUGUCAAGAGGUUCUAAGCAAGGGCUUAAAGAGUGUGCAUCAGAAGUUAAGAUCAUUAGCAGAUUGAGGCAUAAGAAUCUGAUGCAGCUCAUUGGUUGGUGCCAUGAAAAAAAUGAGCUGCUACUCAUUUACGAGUUCAUGCCAAAUGGGAGCUUAGAUUCCCAUCUUUUUAAAGGAAAAAGCCUAUUGACAUGGGCACUAAGGUACAAAAUUGUGCACGACUUGGCGUCUGCUUUGCUCUAUCUUCACGAAGAGUGGGAACAAUGCGUGCUGCACAGGGAUAUUAAAUCAAGCAAUAUUAUGUUGGACUUAAAUUUCAAUGCCAAAGUUGGGGAUUUUGGGCUAGCUAGGCUUGUUCACCAUGAAAAAGGAUCUCAAACAACACUUUUGGCAGGGACAUUGGGCUACAUGGCUCCUGAAUGUGUCAUCACGGGCAAGUCUAGCAAGGAAUCAGAUGAGUAUAGCUUUGGAAUCGUUGCACUGGAAAUAGCAUGUGGAAGAAAAUCCAUUGAUGUAAGGGCACCAGAAACUCAAUCAAGACUGGCGGAGUGGGUUUGGGACCUCUAUGGAACAGGAAAGCUUCUUGAAGCGGUAGACCCCAAAUUAUGUGCAAAUUUUGAUGAGCAAGAGAUCAAAUGUUUGAUGAUUAUUGGGCUUUGUUGUGCUCAUCCUGAUUACAAUCUGAGACCCUCAAUAAGACAAGCAAUUCAUGUGCUUAAUUUUGAAGCUCCACUUCCCAUUCUCCCAUCAAAGAUGCUUGUACCAACAUAUUUUGCUCCUGAUCCCAUUGUCUCUGAGAGUAGCCAAAUCCAUUAUCCCAGCUAUGGUGACAAUACAGAUUCCUCAAAGUUUACCAUAUCUUCUAUAAAUUCCUCCCCAUCUGCAUCACUUCUAUAUACACGGUAAGGUGAUUGAAAGGAUAUCAAGUUCAAGAUUGUCAUGUAAUUGAGGUGUA